This is a messenger RNA of Conger conger (European conger), 555 nucleotides long. Its product is annotated as histone H1-like. Gene Ontology annotation, biological process: chromosome condensation; nucleosome assembly; negative regulation of DNA recombination. The transcript has a single exon. The record is from RefSeq and is a predicted model, not a curated record. Bases 1 to 555 code for a protein of 184 amino acids. Gene Ontology annotation, molecular function: nucleosomal DNA binding; double-stranded DNA binding; structural constituent of chromatin. Lineage: Eukaryota; Metazoa; Chordata; Actinopteri; Anguilliformes; Congridae. Gene Ontology annotation, cellular component: nucleus; nucleosome.
AUGGGAGAGAGUCCGGCACCAUCUCCAGCCAGGUCACCGAAGAAGUCACCCAAGAAAAGAAAAACAGCCAAGGCAAAACAUGCCGGCCCUAGCGUGGGAGACUUAAUUGUUAAGGCCGUAGUCGCUAGCAAGCAGAGGAAUGGUGUAUCAUUGGCCGCCCUGAAGAAGGCACUUAAGGCCGGCGGUUACAAUGUGGAUAAAAAUAAGGGCCGCAUUAGGGUGGCAGUCAAGGCCUUGGUGACCAAGGGCACCCUAGUCCACACCAAGGGCACUGGCGCUUCUGGAUCAUUCAAGCUGAGCAAGAAGACUGGUAAGUCGACCAAGAAGGCAGGUUCGAAAGCAAAGAAGUCCCCGGCUAAGAAGAAGGCGAAAGCAAAGCGGGCUAAGAAGGCCAAGAAGUCACCCAAGAAGGCCAAGAAACCAGCGGUCAAGAAGGCCAAGAAACCAGCUGCCAAAAAACGUCCUGCAGCGAAGAAGGCCAAGAGUCCCAGGAAAGCUAAACCUGCCAAGCGUAGGGCUGUAAAAGGUAAAAAGGCGGCUGCCAGAAAGAAGUGA